Molecule: messenger RNA, 1311 nt
Organism: Bemisia tabaci
Lineage: Eukaryota; Metazoa; Arthropoda; Insecta; Hemiptera; Aleyrodidae
Biological process (GO): regulation of transcription by RNA polymerase II; developmental process
Molecular function (GO): protein dimerization activity; RNA polymerase II transcription regulatory region sequence-specific DNA binding; DNA-binding transcription factor activity, RNA polymerase II-specific
Source: RefSeq, a predicted model, not a curated record
UCAGAUUGACUGGAAUCUUCCAUCGAACUGAGAUUUAUCCAACCUAACGUGAACGACAAUACGUUUUUCGGCGUGUAAAUUGUUUAACGCGUAGUUAUCCUCUUAUCAGAUUUACGGAAUCAGUGUUUCAAGGCGUUUUUGGUUUCUGUCGUAUCAAAAUUCGGGUAACUUUUUUUUUGUCCCACCAAGUGUUUGUGACCAACUUUGUCUGUGUAAAACAAGCGAUAUUUCCCUUUUUUAUUUUUAAUGGUAACCAACAAUCUAUGCAAAAUUUGUUUGAGACAUAGGCGAAAUUUUUGAGUCGAUUUGAAUAAAGCCUGUAGCAUUCUGCUGGGGAGAUAUUUUGCAUCAGAACAGGAUAUUUGUGUUACUUUUUCAUCGACUUAUUGAGGUAUUAUUGAGAUAUCGGGACAAAAAAGGUAUAAGUUUUGGAUCAUUUCAGUGCAAAAGAGGAUUAUGGAAUAAAAUAUGGUGUCAAGACUAUGAAUUCUCAUUGCGGACCAACUCCGAACGGCGAGCACAUUCCUCUUCCCUGGCAUUUGGGACCACCCCCGUCGGCUAUAAACGGAUCAGGAGGUGUGCAUGUGCACGGACAUAGUCACGGACAGGCGCACGGACACGGAGGAGGGUUGGAGAUGAACGGAGGCGGCGGUGGAGCCGCUGGUCACUGCGCGGAUCUGUCCUACGGAGCAGCUCUCUGGGAGCAUCAUGGCGGCGCACCUACCCCUUAUCGACCGGAUCUCCUCGCAUUCUCCCCGGAGCUCUGGGCCGCCUCGGCACCCUCCAUCCCCCAAAACAGAACCCCCUGCGUCCUCCAGCAAAGGUUCGGUCCUAAAUCAGCAGCUUCCUCUACCUCGUGCUCCUCGAUCCUGUCGAACAGUUCUCUGAAGAAGACGCGGCGACGGGUGGCGACCCUGGCCCAACGACGAGCCGCCAACAUUCGAGAGAGGAGGCGCAUGUUCAACCUCAACGAGGCGUUCGACAAGCUCAGACGCAAGGUGCCCACCUUCGCGUACGAGAAGCGGCUGUCCCGGAUAGAGACCCUCCGGCUAGCCAUCACGUACAUCACCUUCAUGUCGGAACUCCUCAACGGCACUUGCAAAACUACCGAAAGCGUCAGGGGAACUCCUCCGCUGUAUCAAGGCCCCGGGCAGAGGGAGUACAUGCCGUACUCGCUCAUAUCCUAGUCGAUCGAAUGAUCCGAUUUCGAGGGCGAAUGGACCACUAGACAAGGUACGAAUUUCAGCAUUCUGAUACAUGUUUUGAAACUAAAAUUUCACGUAGAACACGAUGCGCACAUAGAAAAUUACC